AUGGAAAAUACUGCAGUGUGGAUUGACGGGCCGGCCCAACAACCACGAAUUGGUCCUGCACCAGUACCAGAACCCGGAGAAGGCGAACUUCUUAUCAGAGUGAAAGCGAUUCCCGCCCAGCCUGGUGAGUGGAAGCUACCGGCUGGGCUCAUACCGAUCCCGCUGAAUUACCCUACAAUCAUUGGGGUGUCCCUGUCUGGUAUCGUGGAAAAGGCGGGCGCUGGAGUCACAAGGUUCAAACCAGGAGAUCGUGUCGCCACCAACACAACCGGCGUACUACGAAAUGACCAUCGCUUUGGUGCUUACCAGAGAUACGCGCUUGCACCGCAAGGAUUGACGUCGAAAAUCGGAGAGACCGAAUUCGAGGAAGCCGCCUCGAUUGUCACCGGCUAUGGCUGUGCAAGCGCUCUAUGCCUGCAUCUGGGUCUAGAAAAACCACCCACUAGGUCGGUCGCUGCUCGAAGGGAUGAGACAGUCCUCAUUUGGGGUGUUUCGUCCUCGUUUGGUGCAAUAUCAGUCCAGCUAGCUCUGCAGGCGGGAUACACUGUCGUGGGAGUCGCAUCGGCCAGGCACGCAGUCCUGACCAACGGCUUCGGCUUGUCAUACUUCGUCGACAGAUCUUCUCCCAACGUCGUGCAGGAACUCUCUGCUCUUGGCCCAUUCAAAGCGGUGCUCGCCGCUGCGGACUCAGCGGAGGAUCAAGUCAAAAUUGGAGACGUUCUUGCGGCCCAGGGAGGAGGACGAUUCCUAACCGCGACGGGGGUGCGGACUGGCGUGCGCUUACCAGAAGGUGUGACCGGCUCCUUCCAUCAAUUUGCCGACGACUAUCUCGAUCCCAAAAACGCCCAGUUCACCGAGUGGUUCUGGUGGGAGUAUCUCGAGGCUGCGUUUGCGGAUCGUCGUCUGAAGUCUCUCCCUUUGCAGGUGGAACUGGGAUUGUCCAAAGUGCUGGUGGCCUGGAAUCUGCUCCGCCAGGGCAAGGUCAGUGGGAAAAGGCUUAUUAUCGUGCCCACGAGAGAAUAG
This is a messenger RNA of Cladophialophora psammophila CBS 110553, 1023 nucleotides long. RefSeq lists its product as uncharacterized. Lineage: Eukaryota; Fungi; Ascomycota; Eurotiomycetes; Chaetothyriales; Herpotrichiellaceae. The record is from RefSeq and is a predicted model, not a curated record. Gene Ontology annotation, molecular function: oxidoreductase activity, acting on NAD(P)H. The coding region runs from base 1 to 1023 and encodes 340 amino acids. The transcript has 4 exons.